Messenger RNA from Lentinula edodes (shiitake mushroom), 1242 nucleotides. Its product is annotated as putative chitin deacetylase. Gene Ontology annotation, biological process: carbohydrate metabolic process. The coding region runs from base 1 to 1242 and encodes 413 amino acids. The transcript is spliced from 12 exons. Gene Ontology annotation, molecular function: chitin deacetylase activity. Gene Ontology annotation, cellular component: membrane. NCBI's taxonomy places the organism in Eukaryota, Fungi, Basidiomycota, Agaricomycetes, Agaricales, Omphalotaceae. The record is from RefSeq and is a predicted model, not a curated record.
AUGCGCCUUCCAGUCUUUUCUCCUAAAUUCACUGCCAUUGCGGCUUUGGUGGGUUUGAUCAACUUCAACUCCGUUCAUGCGAGGACAGCUACAAGCGAGGGAGAUGAGGCUCAAAUAACAGAUCCUGUCGAAGAGUGCACAGCGUACUACUAUGCUCCGGUCACCGACGCCCUAUACGGAUUCCCCACCAUAUGGCAACCUGCCUCAAUUCUCUCAAAUGACACUGAGGCUUUAAACACUUGGGCUAACAUUUCACAAUCAGUUCCAACAAACAUAUACCCUCAUGGCGAUAUUUACGGAGACUGGAAUGAUACAUCCUACAACGUCGCCUCAGAUCCCGACUGCUGGUGGACAAAAAGUCUAUGCACUACUCCUAAACUCUCCAGUCUACCUUCAGACAUAGCCAGCAUUCCCGAGCCUGAGACUAUGGGCUACGGUUUCGAUGAUGGCCCAAAUUGUUCUCACAACGCGUUCUACGACUACCUUUCAGAACAGAACCAAAAAGCUACCAUGUUCUUCAUUGGAAGCAACGUUCUCGACUGGCCUUACGAAGCUAUGCGAGCUAUCGAUGAAGGUCACGAAAUCUGUGCACACACCUGGUCACAUCAUUACAUGACCGGAUUCUCUAGCGAAGAUGCUUUUGCUGAACUUUACUACAAAUUCUGUACACAGAUAAAGGCAAUUAAACUUGUCCUCGGUGUCACUCCAACUUGCUGGAGGCCUCCCUUUGGAGAUGUUGACGACCGCAUUCGUGCAAUUGCCGAAGGUCUUGGGUUACAGACAAUCAUCUGGCAGUAUGAUUCGUUUGAUUGGGAAGAACAGUCGGGAAAUAUUACCGCAGCGCAGGUCUACGCGAACUACGACAACUUCAUUGCAAAGGCCGGGAAUGGCACUUUCGAUAGCGAAGGAUCUAUCAUGCUGACCCACGAACUGAACAAUUUCACUAUGCAAACUGCUGUCACAUACUAUCCCAAGUUAAAGGAUGCCUUCAAAUAUCUUGUGCCUGUUGGUGUUGCGCUGAAUAAGACCCAGCCAUACGUGGAGACCAAUUAUUCGCUCCCGACUUUCAGUGAAUAUGUCGCGGGAACCACUACCACCAACUCAUCUGGAUCAUCGAAUUCUACUACAAGUUCAGGCUCAAGUACUAGCCAAUCAUCCAGUGCUACUGCGGCGCUGAGUCACACCAUGGACUCUACACUUUUUGCUAUGAUUUUCCUCGGAAUUUUUGUGCUUGCAGUAUAG